Messenger RNA from Etheostoma spectabile (orangethroat darter), 1557 nucleotides. RefSeq names its product ER membrane protein complex subunit 9 (gene emc9). The record is from RefSeq and is a predicted model, not a curated record. Lineage: Eukaryota; Metazoa; Chordata; Actinopteri; Perciformes; Percidae. The transcript is spliced from 6 exons. Bases 231 to 848 code for a protein of 205 amino acids. Gene Ontology annotation, cellular component: EMC complex.
AAAAUUACAUUUGACUCUUGUGGGCGGGACCGGAAGCAGCCGUUCAUACGCUUUUUUUUCCAAAGCAUAGACAAUUAAAGAAAUAUUUUAUCAGUCAGCUAGCUCCUACAACUCUUAAGUACUUAAAAACGGUUGUAAAACCUAAAUGAAUCGUCAUAUUUAUAUAUACGCAUUUGUUUGUUGAAGCUACUAUUACGACGUUAUAUCUCAUAUCGCUCCAGUAAGUGACCAUGGGCGAGGUGGAGCUGUCCUGUCGGGCCUACGUGAAGAUGUAUCUGCACGCCUGUCUGUUCCCGCGGUGCAGCAUCAACGGGCUGCUGCUGUCCUCCAGCCCGGCGGGGGGCCCCGUCUGUGUGACGGACUGUGUCCCGCUGCUCCACUCCCACCUGUCCCUGGCCCCCAUCACCCAGCUGGCCCUCACACAGGUGGAUGUGUGGUGUUCACAGACUCAGCAAAGGAUUGUGGGAUACUAUCAGGUCAACGCCUGCGUAUCAGAUAGCAACCCGACUCCGUGUGCCCUGAAGAUAGCCGAUAAGAUUUCUGAGCAGUUUGACAAUGCCGUUUUGUUGAUGCUCGACGGGAGUAAGAUGUCUUCAGACUAUCGGGUUCCCCCCAUCGUGAUGUACGAGCGCAAAGAUUCAAGAUGGCUGCUGAAAGACAAACACACGAUAAUGCUGCGACAGUGGGAGGAGACUCGGGCGAUAGCCGGUCAGAUGCUGGAGUCGGGCGAUCACGCGCUAUUGGUGGAUUUUGACAGCCACUUGGACGACAUCACAAAGGACUGGACCAAUCAGAAACUGAACACCAAGAUAGCCGAGCUCGCCUCCCCGGCCAACGGGAACAUCUAGACGCAGACACAGUAGUAGAGUCCAUAUUUAUUUCAUCUGUUCUCACCCAUCGACGUGUGAUUUUUAAUAACUACAAACCACACAGCACACAGUUUAGGUGUAUUUUUAAUGCAUUUUUCUCGACUGAACAGGGACGUAACAUGGAACAUGCAUAAAUAACAACAUAUUUACAGCUUGGUAGAUCUCUCUCCCCCCCCCAAGAGUGUGCCUUGUGGUCCAGUCCAACACCCUUCUGAUUUAAAGGACACCCUAAAACACCAUUUCAACACUUUUACCAUGCACCUGUGGUCCCAUUUUUGUCUUUUGCUUUUUUUUUUUUUUUUAAUUGUUAAAUCCUAUCCUAUGUACAAUACAAAUUCUAGGGGGCUGGACAAAAUAACAGCAACACCUUUUACUGCAAGACUUGGUUUUGAAGUGUCGGAUGUUUCGUUCCUUUGUUCUUUAACUAUCUAUAACAACAACAGUAGAACAUUUUAAAUGUCUAAAGCAGUGACAGAAUACAGUGUAACUCUCAAAACACUAAUCCCAAGUCUUAACUGGGUACACUCUUGUAAAAUUUGAUUUUACUUUCUCACACAUUAACACAUAACAAUAAAAAUGCACCGAUUGUCCCAGAGGAAUAACAUGAGUAAAUAAUGUUGGGUUUUUUCCUUCUGCUUCAAACCUCAAGUCUCAUCAACAGUGGGAAACUUUUCUUAUCUAUGAAGAA